AUGACAUCGUCACCAGCUGCUAUAAAUGACGAUUCACCAUCGUCACUUUUGCUGGCACAAAUGCAAGCUCGCAGACGGCACCAACAACAGGCAUACGAAUGGCGAUCCAAAGCAGGUCAUGGUCAUGACAUCAAAGAUAAGCUUCAGAGCAACAGUCGUAAUCAAUCCACCACCACCACAGCCAAACAUCAAUCAAGUCAACCAUCAUCGCCAACCUUACGCAUGAAAUUUAAAUUCAAUCCAAAAGACAUAAAAGGUGGCACUACAGGUGGCAACGACAUCAAUUUAUCUCAACUUCUAACCAGUGAGUAUGAUCACGUGGAAAAUCUAUGGAAAUUAUACAACAAAGCAAGAGACUCGUUGCCGUACAAUACUAGGAUGGAAAAUCUAACAUGGAGAAUGAUGCAUCUUACGAGUAAAUCGAGUUAUAAUCGAUGCAGGGUUGAAACAAGAACUCAUCAACAGGAACCUCAAUCCCGAGACAGAAUCAAUCACGACAAUGCAUGGCUUGAUGACGUUGACAUACUCGAUAUGUUUGGGGACAAAACUUUGCAGUCAGACUCAAUGAAUCGAUAUGGUAUAUCAACCCCACCUUUACAAUCAACAGUACAAAGCAAAAACUCAACUCACACUAGAUCCUAUCAUCAACAAAGUCAAGUUCAAUCGCAUCAGCACUCCACUUCCACAUCAUCAUCCACCAAAUCGUACUCUCCGAAUACUAACCAUUUAAAUUUCAAAUCCAACAGCAUAAAUCCUAAUGAUGAUAAUUUCGAUUACGUUUCCCAUAUUAAAAAUUUGGGAGCUGGAAGUUUCGCAUCGCCGAGAAAUACGGACAGGUCCAAUAGAGACACAGGUGAUUAUGGAUCAGGUGGUGGAAUGACAUCCAUCAGCAAUAUCCCCAAAAAGCGCCUGGCUCAAUUUUCACCAUUGUUUUCAGCAAUAGGCUCGCAACAUCAACACCAACAGCAACAAGGUAGAACAAUUUCAAACUUGUCUCAACAAUUACAUGACUAUGAUAAGUUUGGUCUUGAGCUUUCCGGACACCAUUAUGAACAACAUCAAGGUUCUACUUCUUUACCAUCAAGGAAUACCCAUAGUUUUCAAUAUCCACAAGUAUCCUCGUCAUCAUUUGAGUUUUCAUUAGAUCCAUUGGCAUUUGAAGGUCCCAAUGACAACUUUCGUGAUGUCAAUAUGAACUCUAUGUCAGGUAGCUUUGCAUCUUCAUAUGAAAAGCCGUUAUUUGAUGAUUUUGUUCAUUCACCAACUACAAACAGUGGUGUAGAAUCUUUAUCAUCGUCACUUUCAACGAUAAUACCGUCAAGUACCCAACUAAGCUCAAUGAGCCAACCAACUUCAGUUAAUCCAAGAAGAUCAAUCACGGCAACUCCGUCCAACUUAUUACGUCAAGAGUCCCUUGUGUCCUUACCUGAGUAUGCUGAUUUUCACAAUAGUUACCCCAACCGUUCACAUUACAUGAAUGACACUUUUAUGAACCGAUCAACAAUGGUUACACCAAUACAACAACACCAACAACAAUUCUCACGGAGUCUCAAUCAGAAUGAACCAUUCAUUAAUCUGUCUUUGCCAAAUCACACUGAUAUCAAGAUCACAUUACCUAGUCAAACCAGCCACAAUUUUUUCGAUGACGCAAGUGGUCCCUCACCACCACCAGGCAAGAAAACAAGGAAACCCAAACUGACUAAACAGAUCAGUAAAGGGAAAUUUCAAUCCGAUGCAAACGAAGGUGACUCAAAUCGAACAUCAACAAGCAACCCCAGCGAGAGUGGACAAACUUGUUCAAAUUGUCAAACAAAAACAACCCCACUAUGGCGACGUAACCCAGAAGGACAACCACUCUGCAAUGCCUGUGGUCUUUUCUUAAAAUUACAUGGCGUUACGCGUCCACUUAGUCUAAAGACCGACAUAAUCAAAAAACGUCAAAGAACAACAACAACAACAACAACAGGAACCAAGAAAGAUGACAAUGACGGUGAUGAUCUAAACCCCACCUCAUUAAAGAAAGAUGAUCGCAGGCUGAGUAAUCCAGCAUCCUCCUCCUCCUCCUUUUCUGGUGUAAGAAAGACACGUCGACCAAGUAUCAAAAGAAACAAGUCAAGUACCAAAGUCGCUGAAAAUGUUUUGUCGAGAAACAUAAAUCGUUCAUUGUCGAGUAGUCCCAUGAAUGUACCGCCAGGAACAACAACUAGUGCGACAUCAUUUGCUAAUGCUCCACUGCAGAAGUUGUCCUAUAAUGAACUGGUUGUUGAUAAUUCGGGGUUGGGUAAUGAAUACGACUGGUUAAGGUAUUGA
This is a messenger RNA of Lodderomyces parapsilosis, 2310 nucleotides long. It is a transcript of the gene GAT1, whose product is annotated as Gat1p. The transcript has a single exon. The record is from RefSeq and is a predicted model, not a curated record. Bases 1 to 2310 code for a protein of 769 amino acids. Gene Ontology annotation, biological process: positive regulation of transcription by RNA polymerase II; negative regulation of transcription by RNA polymerase II. Gene Ontology annotation, molecular function: RNA polymerase II cis-regulatory region sequence-specific DNA binding; zinc ion binding; DNA-binding transcription factor activity, RNA polymerase II-specific. NCBI's taxonomy places the organism in Eukaryota, Fungi, Ascomycota, Pichiomycetes, Serinales, Debaryomycetaceae.